Molecule: messenger RNA, 957 nt
Organism: Aspergillus clavatus NRRL 1
Lineage: Eukaryota; Fungi; Ascomycota; Eurotiomycetes; Eurotiales; Aspergillaceae
Product: phytanoyl-CoA dioxygenase family protein
Exons: 1
Coding region: 1-957 (318 amino acids)
Source: RefSeq, a predicted model, not a curated record
AUGGAAGGCCUCACACCAUCGCAACUAUCCUUCUUCCGCGAGAACGGCUACCUCGUCAUCCCCAAUUUCCUCUCCCCAGAUGAAAUCACCUCCCUUCUCGCCGAGACCAACACCCUCCUCGACGAUUUCCCACUCGACACCCACCCCCUCACCAAGUUCACGACCGGCGACGAUGCCGGAUCCUCCAAUACCAACGAUGCCCACGUCGGCGACGACUACUUCCUCACCUCCGGCGACAAGAUCCGCUUCUUCUUCGAGCCGGACGCCUUCUCCCCGCAACCCGACCCAGCCACCGGAAAGCCCACGCUCCUCAAACCCAAACAACAAGCCAUCAACAAGAUCGGACACUCGCUGCACACGCUCUCGCGGCCUUUCGCGGACGUCUCGCUGAGCGCGCGCAACGCCGCCAUCGCCAGGUCGCUGGGCUUCGUGGACCCGCGCGUGCUGCAGAGCAUGGUGAUCUGCAAGCAGCCGGGGAUUGGGGGCGCGGUGCCGCCGCAUCGGGACUCGGAGUUCCUGUACACGGAGCCGCCGUCGGCAGUGGGGUGGUGGUUUGCGCUGCAGGAUGCGGGGCCGGGGAAUGCGACGCUGGGGAUGUGGAAGGGGUCGCAUCGGCAGGGCAUCAAGCGGCGGUUUGUGAGGAAGUUUGGGGAUGGGGGGGAGACAGUUGGGACUGAGUUUGUGGAGAACGAGGGGUCGAGGGUGCCGAAGGGGGUGCUGGAGGAGGAGCACGGUCAGGAGGUUAGGGAGGAAAAUGUGGAGAUCCUGGACAUCAAGGCUGGCUCGCUGGUGCUGAUCCAUGGGAAUGUGCUGCACAAGAGCGAGAAGAAUACCAGCCCCCGGAGCCGGUUUGCAUAUACUUUCCAUGUCAUUGAGGGUGCGGAUGGUUGGAAGUAUGAUGAGCGGAACUGGUUGCAACCCUCGGAGAAGGGGGGGUUCUCGAAGCUGUAUCGAUGA